CAGGAGCCAGCUUCAGCAAGUUACUCACAUCUCUCCGUCUGGCACCAUGUCCUACAACUGCUCCACAAGGAAACUCUCUUCCAGGAUGAUUGGAGGAAAAUACACUGUGCCAGUGGCCCCAGUUGCCACAGUUUCUACCCCGGAUGCCAACUGCCUGAGUGGCAUCUAUUUGCCCAGCUCCGUCCAAACUGGCUCCUGGCUCCUGGACCACUGUCAGAAGACCUGCUGCGAGCCCAUUGCUUGCCAGCCAACCUGCUACCAGCCAACUCCUUAUGUCUCCAGCCCUGUCCGGGUGACCUGCUCUCGGCAAACCACUUGUGUCUCCAAUCCCUGCUCAACUCCCUGCAGCCGGCCGCUCACCUUUGUCUCCAGUGGCUGUCAGCCCCUGGGCGGCAUCUCUACUGUGUGCCAACCAGUGAAAAGUGUCUCCACUGUCUGCCAGCCAGUGGGAGGAGUCUCCACCAUCUGCCAACCAUCCUGCGGGGUCUCCAGGAUGUACAAGCAGUCCUGCGUGUCCAGCUGGCGAAGAAUUUGCUGAGUGUGCAGGGGCCUGUGAGCGAAUCAAGACUCCAUGACCUGCCAGCUGUGUUUCCAGGAUCUUCCAACAAGCUGCCUGUUCCUGAAUAACUCUUCAUUGCUGACCCCUGUUCUAACUGCCUGACUGCUGGCUGCCAGGCUUGAAUAAGCUGACGUUGGCAAUCUAACGUUUUUCUGGCCAGCACCAAUCUUGUUUUAAGUGUUUGAUCACUGGUGGCACAUAUACCUCUGGAUGUUUCCAGAAAUUUACCACCCAUGCCCCAGUCUCUAAUGGUUUUGGCAUGUUUUGACCUAGCUGUUUUGUCUUCUGGCUUGUUUUUGUGCCUCGGAAAAAGGGAACUUGUUUCGCUCUGUAUUUCUCAAUAAACCUUAAUUACUUGGCAUUACAAA
Messenger RNA from Balaenoptera musculus (blue whale), 927 nucleotides. Its product is annotated as keratin-associated protein 11-1. The record is from RefSeq and is a predicted model, not a curated record. Gene Ontology annotation, molecular function: structural molecule activity. Gene Ontology annotation, cellular component: keratin filament. Lineage: Eukaryota; Metazoa; Chordata; Mammalia; Artiodactyla; Balaenopteridae. The transcript has a single exon. Bases 47 to 538 code for a protein of 163 amino acids.